AUGAGUCGAGAUCGGGUAAAUCCUAUCACCUAUUUGGUGCGUCGGCUAUCGAAGACCCUCUCACUCAACCGUGGCUCGGUUACAAGUGCUGACUUGGAGGACCUCGCUGAAUAUGUUCACCAUCCCCAUGUUCGCCUUCCUUCUGCCACACGCGAGCGCACAAGCCGCUCAUUUGACAGAUCUCGUAAAGGUGGUGUGCCAGUAAGAUCAGCUAGUGCAUGCCCCGCGCCUCUUGCAGCAGCGGAUUGUUUCGAUAUCACUGAUGUGAGCGAUGCGGAGGCAGGGUCUAGAGAUCAAUUAUCAGAUAGUAAGGCCGAAGAUGGAAGUGAGGAUGGAUCUGUGACUCCAAUUUCUUACUCUGAUAGUGAGGAGUCACAGUCCAUGCACAAAGCUGCGGAGGAACCACUUUUCACAUACUCAGGGACUCCCACUGAUCAAAUCUAUGAUUUUAGCUACCCCGAGGUACUGGGAGAUAUGAGUGAAUGUGGUUCAGUUUCGACUGUUCAAAAAAGAGACUCCUCUUCAAGCUCAAACUCAAUAGAUUUGGAAUGGAGUGAAGUAAGUUCUUCAGAAGGGGAGGUUGAAAAUGUUGAACUGGAGGAGGCUCAGGCUCCAAUGAAUCAACCUUCAGAGGCAAGUAAAGAGGGUGCUAGUAUUGAAGAGAAGGCCUACAGGGAGAAUCAUCAGGAUAGUUACGAAGACUAUAGCUAUUCGGAGUUUGAAGUGCAGCACGAUCCUCAGCAGGACCCAUUCCAUGAAGCAAUUCUCAUUGCUGAAAGGCAAAUACAAUCCUCACAUCCUUAUCACCUUAAUAUGAAUACAUCUCCUCCUGCAAUACUAGUCACAUCCCCAUCAAAUCACGAUAUAACCCAAAAAUCACCAAGCCGACCUCCACCCCCAGUCACAAAACCCGUUCCGCCACCAGUGCCACCUCCUCCCAAGGAAGUAAUACCGCACGGAUCAGAGCCCACUCGACCACCACCACCAAGGCCGUCAUCAAAACCGGAAUUGCCACCUUCAGAGACUCCAACAAGCCCAGCACGAAGGAAAAAGCACAAUAUAUUUGGAAUUAAUAUUGGUCCUCUGCCCUCCGAUCCGGACCCAGACUUUCCGUUUGAAAGUCACUUUGAGAAGAAACGAAUAGUUCCCAACCCAAAAAAAGUACUUCAGCACAUCAUCGGCGGUGAAAAGAGGAAGCAACGCCUCAAGCGAAAAGAGGAGGCCGAACUUGAGCGGAUUAUCAAGUCGAAGCCUGCAGAGAUAGGAGCAAACAAGUCGGAAGAACUCAACUCCUCCACAAAAGGCUACCUUUCGGAUUGGCGUGAGUUUCAGGCUCGUGUUGAAGCAACAGUGACUGACACCGCCUCGAGACUAGAGUCUCUAAAGUGGACUGCAGAGACCACUGACGACGAAAAGGGGAAUAUAAUCAGCAGUUGGGCCAAUUUUGAGGCCCAUCAAGAACCACAAGUUGCAGUCGAUUGGGCGGAAUUCGAUACAAAGGAAGAAUCAGACAAACCCACCAGUCAAGAAGGCUCUUCGGAAAAUUCGAUUCAAGAGGAGCCCUCUGGCUCUAAAAUCGACGUUUCAGAUCAGGAGAACGAUUGGAUUGCUUUUGAUGACUUGCGAAGAAUAGACGGAACGGGCUUCGUGACACCUCCAAAUAGCAACUGGGCAUCGGUUGCAAAAUCUGAACCAACCGAAAGUGGAGAUAACUGGGCUAACUUUGACCACACUGAUUUCCUUAAUUCGAAUAAUUCAGUUGCUGAAGCUCUCUCAAAUAACCAAUCGGCGCAUUCUUUACCAUUUAAAAUGGAUGAAAGCCACGAUUCACCUUUGCAUCAGUUUUCAACUCCAGACUUACAGAUGAGUGAAGUUAAUCGCUCUGAGACCGAAGAAAGAAAGAAGAAUUUGUCUCAAAUUGAAGACAUGUCAGAAGGUAAAGAUGUUUUUCCCAUAGAAAAUGAAGCUUCUGAGGAAAUGAGUAUUAGCCAACAGAAAGUGGAUGCCACUGUGGCAGACACCAAAAGCACUGUGAACAGUCAACAAAUAGAAGGAAGAUAUAAUUCAUCAAAGGGUACAAUAAGCUCCCAAUCCUCUUCACUCGAUCGGGAAUCAUCUUGGCCCAACCAAAUCCAGCACUACGGAUACGACGAUCCUUCCCAAAUGACAACCGAAAUAUAUCAAUCAUCACUUGAGGAACCCACAUUUGUAGACGAACCCAGUCUUUCAUCUGUUUCAAUUGAUCAAGAAAACUCAAAAGAUUACCAAUAUGAUAAUCGAAGCGAUUUAAAUACUGCACUGAACGCUCAGCCACAACCUUCAAAAUAUGGCGACUCCUAUGGAUAUGAUGUGGUAGAUGUCGAUAAUCUAUCGGUAACAGAAAAUAGCAGUGUGACUGGUUCUGACGUGCAGGAUUUCGUUUCAGACGUCAUUAAUACGGCUGAGACGAAGGCGACUAAGAAACUUCAUCCGGAAGUUGUGAACCUCUGCACAAACAACGUUAAAUCCAAACCUCGGACAGUCAGACAGGGUACGUUAACGGAAAACAAUCCCUUUCGUAGGGCUUUGAGAACGGAAGACUCAAAAAACGUUGAUCAAGAGCUUAAUCCGGAAGAAUUGGCAAUUGAAGAUGAAAAGACCACUAUUGCUACGGUGGCGCUCUUUAGUCAGUCAGUGCAUGAUGAAGAUGAGGACUUGGAAGAAAAUGCUGUAGACUAUGCCAGUGAAGAGAGAUCUGAAACGCCAACGAAUCAAAAUUUUGAUCCGUUUCAAACAAUUUAUCCUAUUUCAGAAAAAGAUAGUUCCAGCGAUGCUGAGGAAGAAAAGUCAAGUCAUGCUGUACCCCACCUUUCAAUUAAGAAAAGGGCUAGUGACAAUCAAAAAAUGCACGAGGAAACCGCAACCUUCCCUCUUCUUCCAGCUCCUCCAAAGACUGAAGUACCAGCUUAUGCGGAUGACAUCGCUCUUAACGAUGAAGAUGACAAAUUUGAAAAAGGACUAAAUGAACAAAAUAACAUUCUGAAGGAUUUGGCUGUGCAAAGUUCAACGCCAUUAGGUUGGGAGACCUUCACCUCGGAUAAUACUGUGGAUAACGUUAACGCAACGGAUGAUGAAUUGAAUAAGGCAUUUGAGGUUGAUUGGUCGAAACCACCGGUUCCAACAGCAUCACUACCUGAACCACCACGGCCAGAAACGCCUGAUCCUGAUCUAGAAGUUCCAUUUAACCCCCCUGCUCCCACAAAUCAAGUGUGGAGACUGUGGAUUAGGUAUCCAGAGAAGAAGAAGAAAAUGAAGCAGAUGACAAAGUACACUACUGACCGCAGUUGGAAGGAGAUUGCUGUUACAUUAUCUGAUGACCGAGGACGUUGUGAGGUUAAUUUGCACGAUAUUGACCCGAACGGCAAGGAUUACGUGAAAGAGCCCUACCGAACGCUACGCAUAGAGCCCUAUAUGCAGUUGUCGAGGUGUAAACUUCAACAGUACGACAAAUAUGGCAAACUUAACAUAUUCAAGAUAAAUCAUGUCUCGUACCGAGAACUACCAGGAAUGCGUCCAGAAAAAUUUUCCAUUAAAACCUUCCAUAAUUUAAUCUCCCACAAGCCGAAACAAAAUAUAACUCUUGAUCACAUUCCCGUGUACACGGAGAUUCUCAAAUUCGGUUCAAUGGACAGGACUCUGAUGCGGAGUCUAAUGUCAAUUUUGGAAGAUUCCCUAAUGCGAAUUCCGGCUCACAAAGAUGAGGGCCUUAAUUAUACUCACGAGGAAGUUUGUUGUUAUGUAGUUGAUGAAUACACUGGAAGACUCUCAGUCAAUGGAAUUAUAGAAGAGCAGAAGGCACGGACGAGAAUAUUUUGCAGUGCAUUCGUGAAUGGAGGGCCUCAUAUUGUAUUGGGCAUCAACGACAAGUGGCGUUUCGGAAGGGAGAUUGUGCGGCGAUCAGAUAUUUUACCAGUGAUGCAUGACGACUGGAUAACUAUUUGGAAGCCGGAGUUUCACUCCUGUCUCGAGAUGGGUGAUUACGAAAGUGACCAUUUGCUGAAGUUUUACCCACUUGAUGGGUGUAAGUUUGAGUUAAUGAGGUUUCGUGUUAGUCUUCGAUGCAACCGGGAGCUUCCAAUGCAAGUUCAUUGCACCUACUCGAUAGACGAUAGAAAAAUAUCGAUGCGGUGCGAGUUACUAGUUCCAGGUUACUUCACAGCCACAGGACGAUCAGGAGCUGUUCCUUGCGAAGACGUUGAGGUUCGAAUACCUGUGCCUGAAGAAUGGAUUUAUCACUUCAGAUUUGAGAAACAUCACAAGAUGGGCUCAGUGCACUCAACGCUGAGGAAACCAGGAAGAAUAAAGGGUCUGGAGCGGAUCACACAAAUGGCACAAAGUCUGCUACCGCCCAGUUUACUUGAAGCUAGCAUUGGAUCAGCUAAGUACGAGCACCUGUUUAAGGCUAUAGUUUGGCGCAUCCCUAGAGUGCCGGAGAAAAAUGAAGCCUCUUGCCGGCCUCACCUUCUGACAUGCAACCUUCUUCUAAGCGCUCACGAUACGGUCCCGGAAUGGAAUGUUCUUGUAAAGGACGUUCAGAUUGAAUUCAACAUGCCAUCGAGCACUGUUUCUGGGACAACUGUCAGAUCCAUCUCAGUGGAAACGACAGGGAUUGCCGAGAAGUUCGUAAAGUACACAGCCAGAUAUCGCCUCACCAAAGCAAUCGACUACCAGUUGGGGCAUAGGAAAGACAAACCUCUGAAGGGUAUUUUAGAUGCAGAAAUCGAUCAACCAACAUCAUCUUCAGAUUCUGAGUCAGAGAGAGAGGACGAGAUUGGAAACACAGAAACGCCUCAAGAUUCAAAGUGCAGAAUAGAAGAGUCUGGAGUUGCGGUUGCUGAUCUCCUCGGCGAAGGUCUAAAUGAGACGACUCCACCUCACUCAAAGGUCGCGGUUAAACCCGAAGCCGCGCAAUCGGAAGAAUUAGUUGGUAUCUUUGGCUAA
Messenger RNA from Hydatigera taeniaeformis, 4980 nucleotides. The record is from the annotation of a GenBank genome assembly. NCBI's taxonomy places the organism in Eukaryota, Metazoa, Platyhelminthes, Cestoda, Cyclophyllidea, Taeniidae.